Molecule: messenger RNA, 510 nt
Organism: Cladophialophora immunda
Lineage: Eukaryota; Fungi; Ascomycota; Eurotiomycetes; Chaetothyriales; Herpotrichiellaceae
Exons: 4
Coding region: 1-510 (169 amino acids)
Biological process (GO): DNA-templated transcription; transcription initiation at RNA polymerase II promoter; positive regulation of nuclear-transcribed mRNA poly(A) tail shortening
Cellular component (GO): RNA polymerase II, core complex; P-body
Molecular function (GO): translation initiation factor binding; single-stranded RNA binding; single-stranded DNA binding
Source: RefSeq, a predicted model, not a curated record
AUGUUCUUCCUACGAUAUCUCGAGCGCGAAAUCAGCAUUCAUCCAUCCUUUUUCGCGGCCAAUGUGAAUGAGAGGCUCAAAGACCAGCUCUAUGCGGAUCUGGAAGGAAGCUGCAAUGGAGAAUACUACAUUGUGUGCAUAAUGGACAUCUACAACAUCUCCCCUGGAAGAGUGAGGCCGGGCUCUGGAGAGGCGCACUUUACAAUCCUUUACCGCGCCAUUCUAUGGAAACCGUUCAAGGGAGAGACGAUCGAUUGCGCCGUCUCCUCUAUCAAGCCCCAGGGAGUCUUCUGCGAAGCUGGACCACUUACUGUGUUUGUUUCAAAGUUGCAUCUUCCGCCUGAUAUGCGACACAAUCCCGACGCCACCCCACCGCAAUACUCCAACAAUGCUGGUGAUGUGAUCGAGAAAGGCUCGGCCGUUAGAGUUCAGCUGAUCGGCUUGCGGAGUGACGUGGGCAAUAUGUAUGCCAUUGGAAAGAUGUCCUCGCAAUGGUUUGGUGUUGCGUGA